This is a messenger RNA of Seriola dumerili (greater amberjack), 4529 nucleotides long. Its product is annotated as amyloid-beta A4 protein-like. The transcript is spliced from 18 exons. Gene Ontology annotation, cellular component: membrane raft; early endosome; plasma membrane. The coding region runs from base 171 to 2438 and encodes 755 amino acids. Gene Ontology annotation, biological process: axonogenesis; central nervous system development. The record is from RefSeq and is a predicted model, not a curated record. NCBI's taxonomy places the organism in Eukaryota, Metazoa, Chordata, Actinopteri, Carangiformes, Carangidae. Gene Ontology annotation, molecular function: signaling receptor binding; signaling receptor activator activity; transition metal ion binding.
AGGAGCUACACUGGGAGGGAGGAGCAUCGGGAUCGGGAUUGGAACACUUCAGCCUCCGCGGUGUUGACGCACAUAACCACCUGCUUUAACACAUAUAAUUUGUAUUUUUUUUUAUUUAUUAACGGAAAAAUCGUGAACAUAACGGGGGUGCUGGACACCGGGAGGACGGCAUGGGAGAGCACACGGCGUUUCUGCUGUUACUGGUGGCGACCUUGACGCUUUCAUCCGAGGUGCCUGCUGAUGACUCCGUGGGUUUGCUAACUGAGCCCCAGGUGGCAAUGUUCUGUGGAAAGCUCAACAUGCACAUCAACGUGCAGAGUGGCAAAUGGGAGUCUGACCCCUCUGGCACCAAGGGCUGCAUUGGCACCAAAGAGGGCAUCCUGCAGUACUGCCAAGAGGUGUACCCAGAGUUGCAGAUCACAAAUGUUGUGGAGGCCAACCAGCCUGUCAGCAUCCAGAACUGGAUCAAGAAAGGCCGCAAGCAGUACCGCAGUCAUACACACAUCGUGGUGCCGUACCGCUGCCUGGUUGGGGAAUUUGUGAGUGAUGCCCUGCUCGUUCCGGACAAGUGUAAGUUCCUGCACCAGGAACGUAUGGACCAGUGUGAGAGCCACCUGCAUUGGCACACUGUUGCCAAAGAGUCCUGCGGAGACCGCACCAUGAAUCUCCAUGACUAUGGGAUGCUGUUGCCAUGUGGCAUCGACCGUUUCCGGGGAGUGGAGUUUGUGUGCUGUCCGGCGGAGGCAGAACGAGAGUCAGACAGCACAGAGCUAGAAGGGGAGGAGUCAGACGUCUGGUGGGGCGGAGCCGAGACGGAAUACUCCGAUAACAGCAUGUCACGUCCAUCAGACACAGAGCCUGCCACCACAGAGGAUGAUGAAAAUGAGGAUGAACAGGUGGAAACCUUUGAAAGGGAUGAGAACGGAGAUGGCAAUGAAGAUGAUGAGGAGGAUGAGGAAGAUGAAGAUGAUGACAUGACCGAUGAACGGGAUAGCGAUGAGCGCAAUGCUAACAUUGCCAUGACGACCACUACCACCACUACCACUGAAUCAGUUGAAGAAGUUGUGCGAGCCGUUUGUUGGGCUCGUGCUGAAUCAGGCCCGUGUCGUGCCAUGCUGGAGCGCUGGUACUUCGUGCCUGAGAAGGGCCGCUGUGCUCCCUUCUUGUUUGGGGGCUGUGGGGGCAACAGGAAUAACUUUGAGUCGGAGGAGUACUGCCUAGCUGUCUGCAGCAGCUCGUUACCUACCAUGGCCCCCAGUCCUCCGGACGCUGUGGAUCGGUACCUUGAAUCUCCUGGUGAUGACAACGAACACACUGAUUUUCAGAAGGCCAAGGAAAGCCUGGAGGCUAAACACCGUGAAAAGAUGUCCCAGGUCAUGAGGGAGUGGGAGGAGGCUGAGAGACAGGCCAAGAACCUUCCUCGUGCUGACAAGAAGGCCGUCAUCCAGCACUUCCAGGAGAAGGUGGAGGCUCUGGAGCAGGAGGCAGCAGGAGAGAGGCAGCAGCUGGUGGAGACCCACAUGGCUCGGGUGGAGGCUCUGCUCAACAGCCGCCGACGCCUGGCUCUCGAAAAUUAUCUCAGUGCCCUCCAGGCCAACCCUCCACGGCCCCGUCAGGUGUUGAGUCUGCUGAAGAAGUAUGUCCGUGCAGAGGAGAAGGACAGGCAGCACACGCUGAAACAUUACGAGCAUGUCCGCACAGUCGAUCCCAAGAAGGCUGCACAGAUCCGACCUCAGGUUUUGACCCACCUACGUGUGAUAGAUGAGAGGAUGAAUCAGUCAUUGUGUCUGCUCUACAAAGUGCCCAGUGUGGCUAAUGAGAUCCAGAACCAAGUUGCGGUUAUAGUGCAGCGAGUUCAGUCGGGGCUGUCUCAGCAAGUCUCUUCCCUGCAGAGCGAUGGGCGGGUGGACGGCAGGGUGAGUUACGGUAACGAUGCUCUGAUGCCGGAUCAGGCCUACAGCUCUGCUCCUAUGGACCCUGGCCUGGACGGAUUUGGCUUCAUCCACCCUGAGAGCUUCAACCAGCCCAACACAGAGAACCACGUUGAGCCAGUUGAUGCUCGUCCAAUUCCAGAUAGAGGACUGCCCACACGACCUGUAUCUGCCCUUAAGCCAGAGGAGAUGCCAGAAGUGCGGAUGGACACUGAAGAGAGGCAAAAUGCCGGUUAUGAAGUUUACCAUCAAAAGCUGGUGUUUUUCGCUGAGGAUGUGGGGUCCAAUAAAGGUGCCAUUAUUGGGCUUAUGGUCGGAGGGGUUGUCAUAGCAACCGUCAUUGUCAUUACCUUGGUGAUGCUGAGGAAGAAACAGUAUACCUCUAUUCAUCACGGUGUAAUUGAGGUGGAUGCAGCAGUGACACCAGAGGAGCGUCAUCUGGCCAAGAUGCAGCAGAACGGCUACGAGAAUCCCACCUACAAAUUCUUCGAGCAGAUGCAGAACUAAAAAACUGCUCAUCAACAUUUUCUUCAGGCGUAUCCCAACCACACUCUCAGCACUCGUAGGGUCUGUUCCACUCGGGUCCCUUGCCCUCAGCCCCUACACCUUCAACCACUCACCAUGUUGAAGGGGGAGGGAAGGUAUGAAGAUUACUGCAAAGGCUGAUUUUUAUCUUGUUUGAAAGUAAGGAAAUGAUAAGUGAAAUCUUUGUACCAGUUUGUGUGUCAGUGAGGGGUUUGGGCCAAAGGAAACUGACAUGGAACAAAAUCUUCUUAAUCCCUGAUCCCUUGAUUGUACAGAGCAACGCUUGAUCUUACAUUUACCUGCAUUUGGUCAGACAAGGGUAUCCUGUUCCAACUGCACAAUUCAGAACAAAAACUUCAUAGUGUUUGUACUGAAAAUCCUCCACCCUGUUGACUAUUUAUAUGAAGUCACUGCAGUACUGCGCUCGCAGCUGAGACCAGAAAGAAGUAAUCCCCCAGCAGUUUAAUUCCCGGUCGCUCCUUCAUCACUCCAUUUUCCUCAAACUGUCCCACACAUCCCUGCUCCCCUGCUCUAGGAUGACAGCUGUGCUGUGUUUGAUGACAUAACAGCUCUUAGAGCUGGCAAUGGGAGGAGGGGCUCUCAGAGCGCCUCUCCAUACGAUUAAAGCCCAAGUGUUUCAGGUUUGUUUUUCAAAAAAGGAUAGAAAAAAUACAGAAAAAUAUACAUAAUCAAAAUAUGUAAAAGUUGAAAAACAUUGAAUGUUUUGUUUUCUGAUUUUUUAUGUGUAAUAUAUUAAGACAGAGGUUAGCUGUAAGUUUAUGUAGUGCAUGGCAAUAUUGAUGACAGAUACAGUUAACUGUAUGUUGAGGUCCUCAGGAGCGGUCCUCUUACUAGAUAUGUUAGCGGGAUUGUACAUUUGUAGUGUCUUCUUUGUGAUCUUGUGAUAUGAAGAAGAAAAAGAGUAUUCAGAAUCUGGUCUGCUUUGAUGUCACUCAGACUUGCUUUAACUGAAUCCUGGCUCUUUAUGCUCAUCUCCAUGCUUCACUGUUGUGUUAGCUGCAUGGGCAAAAUGCUCUAUACUGUAUGUAAUAUAUGAAGUGUAAUAGUAUCCGAAAGGAAGACGAUCGUGUUACUGUUUGCGUUCUAUGCACUCUGUCAUUUUGGAAGUCUGAUUAUUAUCACCAAAUAUUAUUGCUGUUAAGUCCCUGAUGCCAAUUCACUGUUGCUGCACAUUGAGUUUUUAUUAGAAUUUCUGAAAGUCUAUCAUUCCAGAUUUAUCAUUCCACUGUCUCUCUAGAUUGCAAAUACUUGGAAGAUGGAGAUCCAGCUCUCAAAGGCCCAGUUUCAUUAUCAAGCUCCACCUCUCUGUCUUUUCCCCUUGUUUGUGUUCUUCAGUCUUUCUUUUCUAACCCCCAUUUCUCAUGUUUAUACUCUCUUUCUGGCUGUGUUAGCAAUAUUGUACAGUGCAGCACUUUGGAUUCAGUGUGUGAGUAGUUGAUAUACAAACGGGACUUGUUUGGUUGGCAAAGAUCAGUUUUCUAGAUGGUCCUCUCUCUUCUCCAUUCCUUCACCAAUUCACACAUGCACAUUCUAUUUUUCUACAUUUCCUGUGUAUACAUGUACAGUGCUUCUAUUUGUCCUGUGGUGGAUAUUUCUUUAUCUGCACAUCUGUUGUCAAGUUUCUUACUUGUCCUCACAAAGAGGUGAAGAAACACCAUUAACAAUGGGAGGACGACCACAUUUCACAUCAGCAUGGAGACACAUUUUCCUCUUCCUUAAUUAAGUUAUUCACGCCACCUCCAGUAAACAUGAAUGUGACCUGCAUAUUGUGCAUUUAUACCACAGAAAUACGACACAUAUCACCUCUACACAUUAUAUAUCCACACAUGUACAGAAACACUAACUAAAGCUCUUAAUCAGGUGAAUGUUUAAAAUUUGUAUUGAUGCUCACUCUGGGUGUCUUUGAAGGCUAGUGACAAAAAAAGAUGCUUUUUUUCUCUCAUUGAUUCAGUGACCUUCCUCUGUGUGUAGUUAAAUGAACCAUUUGCUUAGAGUAAGAAAAAGCUUUCUACACUCACUAUACCAUGAAUAAAAUUUUGAAUGUACAUAUUA